GAACCGGUCAGGUUACUGCGAAUGACGCAAUUUGACGUCACACGGAUAAACAACAAUGGCGGACGAAAAGAAAGGAGGAGUAGACACACAGCCACCAGCCCAGCCAGUACCUGCCUAUGGAGGGCCUCCCCCCUACCCCCAGGGGCAGCCCCCUCCCCAGGGGGCUUACGGCCAGGCACCACCCCCCUACCAGGUCCAGCCCACCACAUAUGUGUUCACCAACACAGCCGGACAGCAGCCUGCAUAUGUUCAGCAUGUAGGCCCUGGCCAGGUCCUCCACACAGGCCCUGUUCCUAAUGACUACCUGGUGUUUGCCAUCAUCACCACUAUCUGCUGUUUCUGGCCGACUGGUAUCUGUGCCAUACUCAAGGCCGUGGAGACCCGUGACCUGAUCGCCCGUGGGGACAUCACCCACGCCAACGAGACAUCCCGCAAGGCGCGCAUGUUCUCCAUCCUGACCCUGUGUAUUGGGCUGUUCCUGGUGCUGGGAGUCAUCGUGUACAUGAUAGUCCUGUUCACAGUCCUGCUGCCCCGCUGGGUGCACGAUGGGCCGUGAUUCAGUCUCCACUAGGUCAUGGUGAUUUUAUUAUAUGAAUGACAUCCUUUGGGAACCCCAAAACUGAUGCGAGCGUGGGAA
Messenger RNA from Branchiostoma belcheri (Belcher's lancelet), 637 nucleotides. Its product is annotated as proline-rich transmembrane protein 1-like. Lineage: Eukaryota; Metazoa; Chordata; Leptocardii; Amphioxiformes; Branchiostomatidae. The transcript is spliced from 4 exons. Gene Ontology annotation, cellular component: membrane. The record is from RefSeq and is a predicted model, not a curated record. The coding region runs from base 56 to 556 and encodes 166 amino acids.